Gadus chalcogrammus (walleye pollock) is the source of this 2897-nucleotide messenger RNA. It is a transcript of the gene fn3krp, whose product is annotated as fructosamine 3 kinase related protein. The transcript has 6 exons. The record is from RefSeq and is a predicted model, not a curated record. The coding region runs from base 187 to 1170 and encodes 327 amino acids. NCBI's taxonomy places the organism in Eukaryota, Metazoa, Chordata, Actinopteri, Gadiformes, Gadidae.
UGUUGACCAAAGCUAAACCGGAAUAAAAAUAACUGUGACGAAUGUAGGCCCAUCAUAUUUACUGAGGAUAAGUUGAAAUAUCCUCAUAGAUAUUCUAUUCGAGAGGAACUUUUUAGGUUUUCAUCAGUGAUAGGACAGAAACGUGGAAUAUCUAUCCAGCCGAUCAGUAUUUAUAUUCGACUUGCCAUGGAGGCCAUGUUGAAGAAGGAGCUUGGAACCUCAAUGCUGAAGUAUACUGGAUACUCUGGAGGGGGCUGUAUCAGCGAAGGCCAGAGUUAUGAUACUGAUAAUGGCAGAGUUUUUGUGAAGAUAAAUCACAAGAGUCAGGUUCUUAAUUUUGUUUUUGUAUGCAUCACAUGCACAAAUGCUAUCACAAUAAAGGCGAAACGGAUGUUUGAUGGGGAAAUGGCAAGUCUGGAUGCUAUUUUACAAACAGAAACCAUUAAAGUCCCGAAGCCUGUGAAAGUCAUUGAGCUGGACACAGGGGGAUCUGCGUUUGUCAUGGAACACCUGGACAUGAAAGGUUUGACAAAGUACUCCACACAGCUUGGAGAGAAAUUGGCAAAUCUGCACCUUCACAACAAGAGAAGUCUGGAUAAGCAAAUGAGAGAACAACAAACCGUAGGAAAAGGAGCAGGGCUUUCUGAAAUGCCUCUCGUCGAAAAAUAUGGGUUCCAUGUCGCUACUUGCUGUGGUUACCUUCCACAGGAAAACGAGUGGCAGGAUGACUGGGUGACGUUCUACUCCAGACACAGACUACAGCAUCAACUAAACAUGGUGGAAAAGUCUUGUGGUGACAGAGAAGCAAGGGAACUAUGGUCCCAUCUACAAUUGAAGAUCCCGCAGCUGUUCACUGAAGUGGAGGUUGUGCCCGCCCUCCUCCAUGGAGACCUAUGGGGAGGCAAUGUGGCCCAGACCACAGAGGGACCAGUCAUAUUCGACCCCGCCUCCUUCUACGGCCACUCUGAGUACGAGCUGGGCGUCAUGGCGAUGUUUGGAGGUUUCAGCAGCUCGUUCUACGCCGCAUACCAUGAGAACGUUCCAGAGGCUCCUGGCUUUACGCAGAGAAACCAGCUCUACCAACUUUUUCACAACCUCAAUCACUGGAACCACUUUGGCGGUGGCUACAAGGGCUCUUCGCUCCGAAUCAUGAAGGACCUUGUGAAGUGAAGGCCUCCUCCGUGGCACUCCGUGGAAUAGCUUGUGUGUAACAAAGAAACAAAGUACAAAUGUGGAAGAUUUCAACCAGCUCAAAGCUUAAAAUAACUGUACUAUAUGCUGUUCAAUAGAUAUUUCAAUUAUUGGGUCAAUAAAAGCUCAUGCUAUAACAAUUACAACAAAAAAAUGUAUUUCCUGCAGAAAAUGCGAUGAGUGCUGUCGUGCAAAGAGAGCUUGAACAGACAUAAAGAAAUGUUAAAUGGUUUAAAUCAAGUGAACGGAUUUCAAAAGUCUGUUUAUGUUACAAUAUUUAAAAAAAAAAUACUAAACCAAAGAACUUAAUGUUAAAGUAAAAAUAUGUUCAAGUAAUAAUAUUUACUUGUAAAAUGAACAGAUUACUGUAGUUUAAACACUAAAAAACAGUAAUACAAAUAGCAAUACAAUUUUGUCAGAGUUACAACAUGUAACUGUUUAAAUAAUGAUUUUUGCCAGUUUUUUCUUAAACAAGAAAACCGUAGGCGUCGUCAAAUUGUCUUAACAUAAAAACGAGGCAUUGAGAACUUUGUAAGUGUAGUGAUUGUUUAUUAUAAAGGACAUUUUAUAAACACAAUACCAUCAGUAGAUCACCCGUCGACGCCACUUUGUUUUUAAGACUUCAUAGGUAGAUUGACGAGCACAGAGAUUAUGACAUCCGUCAGCAACACGCAAGCUCUGUUCGUCAAUCUACUUACUCAGUAAAAGUUACAGACAAAUUGUUACAGAAUUUGUAUGCAAUUGUGAAGUUUUGUUUUUGUGUUGCCUCACUUGUAUGUGUAGCAUAAUAGCUCGUUUUCAGAAAGUGGCAAUUUUUUAUAUUAUUUCUAAUUAGAAAAUUAAGAAGCUAUUCUAAAAAUGCACUACCAUUUGAAAAGGUGAACGUGACCUUAGUUUUUCCUCUAAAUUAUCACUGUACACUCAAAGUUCAUCUUAUCUGUAUAUAUACAUAGUGUUACUUGAAAACUGGCUAAUGUAUUUCUUGAUGACCACAAGCCAAUAGCAUGUUGCUAGCUACAGUGGGCCCCCUUUGUUUACAUACCCUUUAUCUACAUAGUUAUAUGUUUUUAACUAUAAGUUACAAAUUGACAGAACCUGGGCUUUGUAUUAACACCAGAUUUAUUUUUCGGUGCACACACAGUACGGACAGAUAGCAGAUCGUGAGGAUAUAUUCAAUGAUUUCGACAAACAGUAUUCUCCAGAAUUGCUGACUCCAUCUUUGAAGGGUGUUAAGAAUUCUACUUGUCGGAAAGUCUGCCUUUAUCGUUCCUCUUUCAGUACCAACAAUAUGGCAAAUAAUUGUUCAAAUGUCAUUUAUUUUGCUUGUGAAGCACAUUAUGAGUAUGUUUGGAAAUGUAAAAUGUUACCUUCUGUGAGAUUAAUAAAUUCCUGGAAAGGCAAGUUAUUAGAUUUAUUUCCUCUUUAAGUGCACUAACAUAGACAUUUUGAAUGCCUAAUCUGUUAACGCUGUUUUACACAUUCUUUGUAAAGGGCAAACAUUUAGAAAAGAUGGCACUGCAGUUUAAAAGACAAUUGUCUGAAAUAUUAUUCAAUCCGCCUGUAAUGUAUAGAAAAGUUAGUAUUCUGCUGAGAUCUAAUCCUAGCAAGUGGUGAAAAAUUAUUUUUAGGCAGUUUCACUGAGAUUAAUACUCAAAACUAGUCAAAACUAGUUUUUAUGCCCUUUGUAAUGAAUACAUUUGCAGUAU